UCACUUAGCAACCACUUGACAUGCAGAUGGUGGACAAAUAUGUAGGCUAUUGUUAACAGGAACUUGUUUUUAUUCCGAAUUAUUCGUGUUUUUCUACCAUUGUGCUGACACCAUGAACAGUUUAGUUUCUCUCCUCUCUCCCUUCUUAGUUUUAUUGAUUUUCAAAUUCUUAAUUGCUGUAAAUUCGGCCGAAAAUGACGACCCAUCGACAUGGCCUGGACAUUUGGAGCCAUUAGGCUCUCAAAACGAAAAAUUAUCACUCGAAACUGUUCACAGCUUUCCUUCACCACAAGACUUCUUCUCAAAAUACGUUAGUACGAUUACUCCUCUUCUAAUUAAAGGGGGAGCUAAACUUUCUCCAGCUUUUUCUAAGUGGACRGACGAGUAUUUCAAGUCGUUACCUGAAGCCAAAAAAUACACGGUCGUGGCUGAACAGGGAAAGAAGGAAAACAGAACGAAUCCUGCUCAAGAUCUGGCUUUUUAUGACUUUGUAGACACGUAUAAGAAGAAGGAUAUUUAUAUGGUACAUGGGGUUCUACCAUUUCUUCAGAAAGAUGUUAUUUUACCUCCAUCACUACAAUGUGAGGAUAUUACUGACAAUAUGUUAGUAGAUACGGUCAUGUGGUUUAGCAGUGGAGGUACUAAGUCAGUUCUUCAUAAUGAUGAUGUUGACAAUAUCAAUUGUUUAUUUAGUGGAACAAAAGAGUUAGUAUUCAUUGACUAUAAGAAGUACAAUAAAAAGGUAAAAAUAGACCAUCCCUCAGGAGGAUACUCUGGAGUAGAUGUUGAUAGGGUUGAUUUUACCAAGUACCCAGGCCUGCGAGACGUUCAGGUCUAUCAYGUUGCUAUGGAACCAGGAGACUGUCUAUUUAUACCUUACAAAUGGUUUCACCAAGUCAGAUCCUAUGAUCGUAAUAUUGCUGUCAAUGUCUGGUUCACACACAAGCCAGGAUUUGAACCCCAGAAAUGCGAUCCUGCCUUAAACAAAGAACCUGAAACUCUAGACAAAUUCAAGUUUUCAGUACUAGAAGCUCAAGCCAAGGGGGAAGAACAAGGACCAGUUGAUUUAAUGGAGUAUUUUGCUGGUUUCUUGAAGGAGCUAGAUGAUGAGGAAAUGACCUUAGAAAUGUUYGUUCAAAGGAUGAAAAAUGAYGAAGUGUUAAUGGGCAACGGAAAAUACAAGUGGAAUGAAAAAUUUUCAAACGUCAUACAAAAUGAACUUGAGAACUUAUCAGCGGAGAUCGAAGACUUGAUUGAAGACCAAAAUGAGCCCAAUUUAGCUAAUGACAAGGACAAGUUGACGGAUCAAACCAACGAAAAGCGAGAGGAACUCUAAAUUAUUAUAACGAUAUUUUAUUUAAUCGAUUAAAAGUUUAAAACAAAAAAGCUGACAUUGAAAGAAAACUAAAAUACAAAUUUUGUCCACAAUUGUUCUUCUUAAAAUUUAAUAAUUUGAAAUUAAAUCAGUA
Actinia tenebrosa (Australian red waratah sea anemone) is the source of this 1469-nucleotide messenger RNA. RefSeq names its product tRNA wybutosine-synthesizing protein 5. NCBI's taxonomy places the organism in Eukaryota, Metazoa, Cnidaria, Anthozoa, Actiniaria, Actiniidae. The record is from RefSeq and is a predicted model, not a curated record.